Messenger RNA from Plasmodium malariae, 1713 nucleotides. Its product is annotated as glutamate--tRNA ligase, putative. Bases 1 to 1713 code for a protein of 570 amino acids. Lineage: Eukaryota; Apicomplexa; Aconoidasida; Haemosporida; Plasmodiidae. The transcript is spliced from 7 exons. Gene Ontology annotation, molecular function: ATP binding; tRNA binding; glutamate-tRNA ligase activity. The record is from RefSeq and is a predicted model, not a curated record. Gene Ontology annotation, biological process: glutamyl-tRNA aminoacylation.
AUGAAAUUUAUUUUUUUUUUGGCUAGCUUAAUUUCAAUAAUUGAAAUAAGCGCAAUUGAGUUAAAAGGUUUAAAACGGUCUUUGUAUAUAAUAAAAGAAAAUGAUAAAUUACAUUUAUUAUAUCAUAAAAAGUAUAAAUUAAGUUUUAUUUUAAAAAAUAUUAAAAAGAAUUUUUGUAAAUAUAAGAUUAAAUGUACAGAAAAAAAUUAUGAUAAUGAAAAUAUCCAUAUUUCUGUAACUAUACCUAGAUUAAGAUUUGCUCCAAGUCCGACUGGUUUUUUGCAUGUAGGUGGGUGUAGAACAUUUUUAUAUAAUUAUAUCUUGUCAAAACAAAUGAACGGAAUUCUAAUCUUUCGAUUGGAAGACACGGACAUGCGGAGAAAUACCAAGGAAUCAUUAGAUGAAAUAAUUAAAGACCUAAAAUGGCUCAAUUUAAGCUGGGAUGAAGGAAUAGACAAAGGGGGUAACCAUGGACCGUAUAUACAAUCCCAAAAAAUAGAACUUUACAAGAAAAUAGCUCAUGAUUUUGUUAAGCAAGAAAAAGCAUAUUUCUGUUUUUGCACGAAAGAUGAGUUACGGCAAAAAAAGGAAAAGGCAAAAAUGAUGAGAAAAAAGUACACAUACGACCAAAAAUGUCGGAACUUAAAUGAGGAAAUAAUUAAUAAAUAUUUACGAGAAAACAAGUUAUAUACAAUACGAUUUAAAUCACCAUAUAACAGAAAAAUUGUGUUAAAAGAUUUUUUAAAAAAUAAUAUCGUCGAUGUUGUAAAUGAAGAUUUCAUUAUAUUAAAAAGUAGCUAUUUGCCAACAUACAAUUUUGCAGCUUCAGUGGAUGAUCAUUUGAUGAAAAUAUCUCACGUCAUAAGGGGUGUUGAACAUGUUUCAAAUACGUUCAAGCAAAUAAUAAUACUAGAGGCCUUGAAUGCAAAAAUUCCCCAAUAUGCACACAUACCAAUUAUAACAAAUAUAGAUAAAAAGAAAAUUAGUAAAAGGAAGAAUGAAUGUUUAAUUAAGAAUUUAAGGAAUGAGGGUUUUAAACCUGAGUGUGUAGUUAAUUAUAUGGCUACCUUAGGAUGGGGUAGCGUUUCAAAAAGAGAAUUUUAUACCAUGGAUGAACUUAUCGCUAAUUUCAACAUACAAGUACUAAACAAAUCUUCAGUUGUUUUUGACAUGAAAAAACUAAAAUGGAUGAAUAGGAAAUACUUGUUAGAGCAAGACAUGGAAACAUAUAUAUGUGAAGCGGAAAAAUACUUAAUUCAGAAUGGGGUCUUAACAAAAAGAAAUAGCGAAUUUGUUGAGUUAUGCAUUAGUAUAUUUAAAAACGAUGUACAUACAUACAAAGAGCUAAAGGAGUGUAUAACAAAUGUUAUUUCAUAUGAUUAUUUAGGGAAUCAUUUAAAUAAAGAUGAUUCACUAUUAAAAAGUAUUAGUGUUUUGUUAUAUAAAUGGUUCAAAGAAAAUAUAAACAAUGAUAAUCUAGAAGGUGCCAUGGACAAUGAUUUUGACUUAUUAAUACAAUAUAUUAUGAAAUAUAGCAACUUAAAGAAAAAGGAAAUUUUAUUAAAAAUACGUUUUCUUUUAACAUUUCAAAGAAAAGGUAUUCCAUUUAUACUUUUAAUAAACAUAUGGAAGUCAGCAAAAAAAAAUAAUGUGGAAAAUUAUUUCUCUUUGAAAAGCAGGCUUCAAUAUUUGAAUAGCAUAUAUGGCACAUAA